Molecule: messenger RNA, 2177 nt
Organism: Uranotaenia lowii
Lineage: Eukaryota; Metazoa; Arthropoda; Insecta; Diptera; Culicidae
Product: F-box only protein 9
Exons: 5
Coding region: 512-1885 (457 amino acids)
Biological process (GO): SCF-dependent proteasomal ubiquitin-dependent protein catabolic process
Cellular component (GO): SCF ubiquitin ligase complex
Molecular function (GO): protein binding
Source: RefSeq, a predicted model, not a curated record
AUUUUCACUGUUUUGACAGCUAGCAAUUCCGUCGCAGCUAAAAAUCGCGUUUUUUCUCCGUGAUGUGUUGUUAAAUUUUCGGAAGGUUUUCUCGUAAAUUUGAUCGCAAUUUGCCAGCCAAUCCAAAAUGUAUUUGUUAUAAAAGUAAGAAGCUUCAUAAAUAAGCCCCUGAGCGAAGAACAUUCUGCACGACUAAUCAACAAACUCACCAACAACAACAACAACAAGGUGUCUCCGUAAACAAACGGUCUUCCGGGUUUCUUUUUUCGCAACAAAUGGCCUACGAUUUGCACCAGCUGAUGCCGGUUCUGUAUUCUGGUGAUUGCCAGCAAAUCAACCUUUCGUCGACCGUUAUCCGGUAUACCGACCGUGAACUAGGCAGCAACUAUUGACGCGACUGUCUCGGUUAAAGUGUGCAAGGAAACUUUGAGCGGAACACAUUUCGGGCUUUGGAGCACGAAACCUGGUCACGUUUCCCUAAACAGCGGAAUAGAAUCCAAUAUCAACUAAAAUGGACUCGAACGCGGGUGACCCCGGCAAGGAAGACGAUGACGAGAGUUCCUCCAGCUCCACCCUGAGCCAGACGAAUGUCGGUGGGGAACCCUCGUCGGAACCCAGCAUUGAAACAGCUCUGGAAGAAUUUCGUGAAAAAUGGCAGCAGGAGCUUAAAAAAGAUCAACCUUCUACGGAAGCCGUCCCAAAGGCAAAGACCAAAGCUAAGCCCCUUGACGAGAGGAUUGGGAUCGAGCAAAAAAAUCUGUCCAUAGAACAGCAAGCACGAGCCCUAUUUCUUCAGGGUUCGGAACUGGAACGUGUCGGUAAGGUUUUCGAGGCCAUGCGUCUCUAUCGGAGGGCCGUACAGUUGGUACCGGAUAUAGAGUUCAAGGUGUACGAUAAGAAAGUUCCCCGACAACUGCCGCACCAAUCCAUCUCAAAAAGCGACGACGUGGAUCAGUUGACGAGCAGCUUGAUGGAAGCAAAUCUGGAGGAAGAUGAAAAUUUGGAAAACGUCGAUAUGGUGCUUCGGUUCCAAACCCUGCUGGCUAAGUCGGGGAAACUUUUCGAGAGCACAACCGCCGGAGACAGGGGGCUCUUGGUUACCUCGUUACACUUCUCUGAUCUUCCGAUGGAAGUUAUCCUGUACAUUUUACGUUGGGCAGUUUCAAGCGAGCUGGAUCUUAAAACGUUGGAAAGGUUUGCUCGGGUUUGUAGAGGAUUCUACCUUCUGGCUCGGGAUCCGGAAAUAUGGAAGAAGGCCUGCAUCCGAGUUUGGGGCAUCAAUGUUGGAAACUUGAAGGGCUCUCCCUUUCCAAGUUGGCGUGAGAUGUACAUCAAUCGACCGCGUGUCCAUUUCCACGGGUGUUACAUCAGCCGUACCAGCUAUCUACGUUAUGGGGAAAAUAGCUUCCAGGAUCAGUUCUACAGACCGGUCCAGUUGGUGGAGUACUUUCGGUUCUUCCGUUUCUUCGCCGACGGUACCGUGUUAAUGCUGACCAGUGCCGAAGACCCGCAAAACUGCGUCAGCAAACUGAAACCCAAAUGGCCUACGCACCAUGAAAUUUUACGGGGUCACUAUCGGCUGUUGAACAACGAGCUAAUCAUUGCGAUCCAAAGGAAUCGAUCCAACGUUCAAUCGCAGCGUCCGGGACGAAAGAAGGAAAUCGAAACCGAUUACGGGCUACAAACGUUCUACCUGGAGCUUACGAUUGUGAGCACCGCCAAGCGGGCAUUCUCACAACUGCAUUGGAAACAAUAUUCGAUGGUACAGAUACGCAACAACCAGGAGAAAACCACCGUCUUCGAGCUGGUACCGAACAAGUAUCCACCGUUUUACUUUUCGCGCGUCAAGAGCUACCACCAGGAAUCGGAUGGACCCCUCAAGUAGAGUGGAAUGGGACAGAAUUGGCACUUUCUGUGCAACAGCAACUCUUACAAAUCCUAAAAGUCUAUCACACACAGUUGCUCUAGUAGUCUUUGUUUUUAUGUUUAUUUUUAAAUGUUUAUUGCAAUGUUGCAAAUAAAACGAUAACAAUGGUGUUUUGAAAUCAUAAUAAUCACACAAAAACGCUGGAGCGCGUACUUAUUUUUAAGAAAACUUCCUAGUUUGAGGAGUUUGAUAUUAUCUGUUUUAUAGAAACUAAUAUAAUAAAUGUUCCUCACAAUACUUUGUCUGUACG